GUGAUGAUUCUGGGUCUGGAUAUGUUCUUCGUCCUCUUCCGGGACGAGUCGGAGGUGCGCAGUCGCCACCUCGGAUUCAUUGUCCACUUCUGCACCGCCGGGACAGCCUCCAUAGCCGUGUCUGUGCUGCUGGUCGCUAUCAUCUGCGAUGUCAUUCCCAUCAGUCGCGAAGGGGGCCAGUACAGCCCACACACCACCGUAAGCUUCUACCUGUACCUGGUGCUGUGCAUGUGCUCUAACCUGGUUCUGAGCAGUGUGGUGAGUCGUAUGCGGUUCAUGCACAAGGUUUUCAAACGCAAGCACGCCAAGCCGUCGUACUGGAAAGGCCCGCUAACCCACGCCGCACUCGCGGUGUGUGUGAUUCCAGUGCCGCUCACCUGCCACUACGCGUCGGUUGAGUGUUCCUUGACUACCAAGAUCAGUGGGCAGAUGGUGUACUCGCUGGUGCUAGGCGUUAUCUAUGUGUACUACCUGGUGCACACGUAUCUCGGCGCAUCGAAUAUGGAGUUCUUCGUCGACUUCCAGAGCAAUGUACGGCAAUUUGUUGUGUGGUGCGUGGCCUUCUGGGGGCCAACGCUGUAUGUGAGCAUCACGCAAGAUAGGAAUUUUGGUGUGUACAUGAUUUUCUUCCUGCCGCCCUAUUGUCUGUGGGUGUUUGCCAUAGACAACUUCUUGUUUGUGGUGAUACGAGUCCUGAGCCGCAAGUUGCUGAAGCGCGACCAUCUGGUCAACUUUGACCUCCAGGGCAAAUACUUCAACGAUCUCGAAGGCGUGCAAGGAGUCGCGUGCCUCAUAUCGCACAAGGAAACGCGUGAGAUGCUCCUGGAUUACUCGAAGAUGCGAUACUGCGCCGAAACCGUCGAGUUUAUGAUCGAAGUGCGCGAGUGUGUGGCCUUAGAGAAGACUCACCCCGACGUUGCACGUCAGAAGGCCAUCCGAUGCGUUAACAAGUUCGUGGAUGUCAGCUCUCACGAACGCGUUAAUCUUUCAGAUCCGUGCCGGAAGCGGAUGGAGGUGCUUGUGGCCACAAACGUGUUCAAGGAUAUGGACGAUCUGUUCUCACAGGCCUUUCAGGAUGUCGGCUUACUAGUCAGCACUAAUCUGGUGCCUCAGUUCCUGGUGUCGCCCCAGUUCCUGCAGCACACCUCUGGACUGCAGAACGAUGAGAACUUGAUGCGCGCGUUGCGGAAUAACGGUUUGUUGGUGCCUGAGAGCCGCGAGUGGGAUAGAAGGAGCUCGUAUAUGCCAUCGAAUAUACCAAUGAGCACAGUACAAAGUAUUGCUAUACAGCGCAUUGCCGAGAAUUCUCCGGCCGGUUCGAUGCGGUCGUCCUUGGGUGUAGACACCUAGCACAGGCACGUGUGUGGAAUAACGUACACAUGUGUGAAGUAUCGUACACGUGGGUGGAGUAACGUAUACGUGUGUGAAGUAACGUACACGUGCGUGGAGAAACUUACACGGGUGUGUGAGGAUGCUAGGUGGUGUGCUACUGGCCCAGGACGCUGUGCUCAGAAUCAAAUGAUUUUGCUUUGCUUUUGUCGCAUUGGACAAUGGUGGCGGUUCGAGAGCACCUGCCAGUUGAAGAUUACCAUGGGGUAUGCUCUAAGAUUACCAAGGGGUUAAAAUUACCAUGGGGUAUGCUCUAAGAUUACCAUGGAGUAGACUCUAAGGUUGCCAUGGAGUAGGCUCUAACAUUACCAUGGGGUAUGCUUCAAGAAUACCAUGGGGUAUGCUCUAAGAUUAACAUGGGGUAUGCUCUAAGAUUACCAUGGGGUAGGCUCUAAGAUUAUCAUGGGGUAUGCUCUAAGAUUGCUAUGGAGUAUGCUCUAUCCAGAGCGAUGUAAUCGUGCGGACGUGUUGGCUUAUAGCAGAGACCUCUAUCUCAGUGGAUGGUAUCAUGCGACUCGAACGGCAGACAUCUGGGCGUAUGAGGGCACCAAUAUGAUAUCUGAGUACUAGUGAGCACUCAUGGACGUCCCUUCGGCGUACUACAGCAAUCGAAUGGUACGCGUAUAAGUACAAUAUAUAGACACAUGCGUAUUGACAGUAUCACUACGGGUAGGCAUGUACGCAGAGCCGUGGAUCUCAGACCAGACCCACCAGGCGUAGCGCCACCUUUGCGAUGACAUACGACCGACAGGGAAUUGUCACACGUACAGAUUCCCUGAUUCGAAGCGAAUUAGUACUUAAGUGGGACACGGGAGAUGCCAGAACAACCUAACGAAUGCAGAGGCCAGUACAAACUACUGAAGGCUACGCUGUGUAGUCGCGUAGCUACCAGGUAUACGAUCGCCAGGUCCCCAGUGCACUCUGGCUGGUCGCUGUUCUGUGGGUCGGGAUGUGCGAUAUUGAGCUUACAUUGCUGCUUGUAUCAGAGCGCGCGUAUGGUCUGCUGUUUAGUCUGUUGUCGCGGGUUUGUCUCAGCCGGAUGUCAGCUGUGAGUCUACAAGUGCAGUGCUCGUCUUAGGCAUACUGAGAAUAGAAAGUCCAUGUGGUGUAUUCCUGAAUCCUUUUCAGACAACGCUCGUUGACCUUGAUGGCAGCUCCUCUCCUUAGGGGACGAUACCUAAAUAAUAUAGUAAACAAUACAUAAUUUAGUAUGGAAGCUCUGAUGGCAAAUAAACACUUUCUCAAAUCCUUCUAUAGAAGUGAUCUAUCUGCAGAUCAACUCGCAUCUAAAUCUGGCGAAGGAAGAUUGGACCUAUACGCUUAUACUCGAAUAGCAGACGAUUUGUGUACGUAGCUACCUAUUUCUAUAAUUCACACUCCAUGUAUGUGUUGAUAAUGGAAUGACCUACGACCAUUCGCAAAAGAGGGUUUUCUAAUAUUUCCCUUCAUACCCUCGUGUAUGAGUGCCCGUUACUCAGAAAGGACAUGUUUGAUUUGGAAGAAGGCUAUGCUAGUAUAUACAA
Messenger RNA from Sphaeroforma arctica JP610, 2912 nucleotides. RefSeq lists its product as hypothetical. The record is from RefSeq and is a predicted model, not a curated record. Lineage: Eukaryota; Ichthyosporea; Ichthyophonida. The annotation marks the transcript as partial. The transcript has 2 exons.